AGGAAACAAUAACUUUAUUAUUUGACUGCAGUAGCAAGCCUACUAUUGGAUUUUGAAUGCCAAAUAUGCUAGAGUAAAAAUAAGUUUCGUGCUCAGUCCUGUUCAGACAUUCUGUGUUGAAGCAGUUUGGUUCCCCUUUCUCUCAUUCCAAGUGCCUUCAGUUUGGGAUGGUUAUUGAAAGUAUUUGUUUAUUUGGAGUUAUCAUCUUCAGUCAAUUUGAGGAAUAUCCAAAAGUUUACUUUUGAAAGUGAUAAAUGGUAAGACAACUCAGUAUAUUCAGUUAUUGUUGUAGUACUAUAUGCAACUGGAUCUGCUAUUAUGUGUUGGAGGGUGAUACUUCAAUCUUGUGCACACUAACCUGAGUAUAAGCUGUUUUGGACACAGUGGGCUUAUUCACAGUGGACUUAUUCAUACCUUGUGUGUGAUUAUAAAUGAUGAGAAUAAAUGUGUACACAUAGUAAAAAUGUAAAGGCAUGUAUACAAUGUGUCUUCCUUUCUGGCUUGGAAAAAGUGACUCUCUUUAAAGAUAAUUUUGUCCAUAUUUGCAAGUAAUCAGAUUUACAUUUUUAAUAAAUAUGUUCAUCAAUAGGAAUUGUUUUUAGAAAAAGCUAUGAACAGAAUUUGUUUUGCCAUUUUUUUUAUAAAAAAUGUAUGGUUAAGACUGAAACCCCAUAAACAUUUACUUGAGAGGUGGCACUGUGGGUUAAACCACAGAGCCUAGGGCUUGCCAAUCAGAAGGUUGGUGGUUCGAAUCCCCGUGACGGGGUGAGCUCCCGUUGCUCGGUCCCAGUUCCUGCCCACCUAGCCGUUUGAAAGCAUGUCAAAGUGCAAGUAGAUAAAUAGGUACUGCUAUGGCAGGAAGGUAAAUGGCGUUUCCAUGUGCUGCUCUGGUUCACCAGAAGCGACUUUGUCAUGCUGGCCACAUGACCUGUAAGCUGUACACCGUCUCCCUCGGCCAAUAACGCAAGAUGAGCUCUGCAACCCCAGGGGUCCCUUUACCUUUACCUUUUAAGUCCCAUUAAGUUAAGAUUACCAGUUUUUUUUCCAAGGAAUCCAGGGACACUUUUCAACUUCCUACUGAAUAGAUGGAUUUUGUCAGGGGACUGAUUUUUAAAUCCGAGGACUGUCCCUGGGAAACGGGGACAUCUGGUAACCUUACAUUAAGUUCAACUGGGCUUACUUCCAAGUACACAUGUAUAUGACUGCACUGUGAAGCAGAUGAUUUAGUUCAGCUCAUGAUACCUCUAUUUCUUCUGUGCCCCAAACCAUUUGGUAUAGGUGCAUUAGAGAAAGGAUCUCUAUAAAUGCAGAUUGUGAAGUAUGAAGUAUUGUAGAAUCCAGUACUUCAGAAUCUUGUUCUUUAAUUAUUAUUUUAUGUAUCCCUCUUACUUUCCAAGGAACUCAAGGUAGCUACCAAGUCAGAAUACAAAAAAUAACAUCAAAAUCUAAAAGAACUCCCAGUUUAAAUCCCAUAAUAAAAACUAAAAACCUAGAAAGCCCAAUAAGUCUGGCACAGCCAAACACCAGGACUCCACCCAAAAAAAACCAGCCAUCAGCUAAAUAACUUUUUGAAGAGCUAUGUCUUUUCCAGCCAUGACCUUAGCCCCAGUUCCCUUCCUAUUGAAAGAAUAUAAUUUUGGGGCCUGACACAUUUUGCUAAGCAUUCUGCAGGAUAGGUGUCAUCCUAGAGUACGUCCUAUCACUGGUUUCCAUCAGCCUUGCCUUCUGAAGUUGAAGAAUCUGCAGCAGUGCCUCAGAUGAAGUUUGGAGCAUUCAGAAAGAAAUGUAUGGAAGGAAGUGGCUCUUAAGUAUGACAUGAAGAACCGCUGCCGAUUCCUAAAUCGCAUCAAAUAUGAAGAUCUGCAGUUUAAAGAUUUGUUUGUCGGCAACAAAAUUACUAUCUACUCACGCCACCUCAAUUUGGUUGACUAUGGGGAUCAAUAUACUUCCCGCAUGUUGGGCAGUCGCAAAGAAAGAACCUUGGCUUUAUUGAAACCUGAUGUAGCACUCAAACUUGGAGAUGUCAUUGAUAUGAUUAUUAGAGCUGGUUUUACAAUAACUAAAGCCAAAAUGACGAGAGUUUCAAGAGGAGAAGCAAUGGAUUUCUACGCAGAUCACCUAGCUAAGCCUUAUUACAAUGAGCUUCUUGAAUUUAUGACAAGCGGCCCCGUUGUUGCCAUGGAGAUCUUGGGAGAUGAUGCUAUAAGCCGAUGGAAGGAUUUACUAGGACCUGCAAAUUCUUCUGUGGCCCGUACUGAUGCCCCAAAUAGCGUUAGGGCAUGUUUUGGAACCGAUGGCAUAAGAAAUGUGGCUCAUGGUCCAGAUUCUUUUGCUUCUGCUGCUAGAGAGCUGGAGAUGUUCUUUCCCUCCAGUGGAGGCCGUGGACCUGCAAACACCGCAAAAUACACACACUGUACUUGUUGUGUUAUUAAGCCUCACUCAGUAAAAGAAGGUCUGACUGGGAAGAUAAUAAAAGCAAUACUUGAUGGAGGAUUUGAUAUUUCAGCCUUGCAGAUGUACUAUAUGGACCGUGCAAAUGCAGAGGAAUUCUACUCAAUUUACAAAGGUGUUGUCGCUGAAUAUGCUGAGAUGGUUGUAGAACUUUGUUCAGGCCCUUGCGUAGCUCUAGAGAUUAGGCAAGUAGAUCCUGAAAAAGUAUUCCGAGACUUCUGCGGGCCUUCUGAUCCCGAAAUAGCUCGUUUUCUGCGUCCUGGCACGCUCCGUGCUAUCUUUGGUAAAAACAAGAUCCAAAACGCUGUGCACUGCACAGAUCUUCCAGAGGAUGGUCUUUUGGAGGUCCAGUAUUUUUUCAACAUCUUGGACAACUAACUAGAGACGACAGGAUUACGGGGCAUGCAAAAAACAAGCCACAGGAGGGAAGAUGUGUGUUUAUUCAUUUAUUGACCAAUGUUUUAACCUGACUGAAAUACAAGAUCAACAAGAGCACUGUAUUUUCCUGGCUAUUACAUAUGUUAGAACAUAGAGGUUUGCACUUUAGACAACAUUUAACACCAGUUGAUGGGGGGUAACUGCAUUGCUUUUCAUAAAGUUCAAAAUAAAGAUUUAUUUUCAAACA
This is a messenger RNA of Zootoca vivipara (common lizard), 3076 nucleotides long. The record is from RefSeq and is a predicted model, not a curated record. NCBI's taxonomy places the organism in Eukaryota, Metazoa, Chordata, Lepidosauria, Squamata, Lacertidae.